Messenger RNA from Acanthoscelides obtectus, 357 nucleotides. The record is from the annotation of a GenBank genome assembly. NCBI's taxonomy places the organism in Eukaryota, Metazoa, Arthropoda, Insecta, Coleoptera, Chrysomelidae.
CGUUUCCAUUGAAUGAAAACUGUCGUAAAAGAUGGCUCAAUGCAAUCGCUCGUAGUGAUUUAGUGGUUACAAAAAACACCCGAGUAUGCAAUUUGCACUUUGCUGAGGACAGCAUCACUUGGGAAUCCACCUUCCAUGACGAAAAGACAGGAGAUAUCAAGCAGAAGAAGCCGAGAUGAGAAAUUGAAGGACAAGGAACAAGAACAUCUACUUAAAGCACUGCAAAGUAGCAUUGAUGAUUAUUCCUCCUAUCAAAAAUCAACUUGUUUGCAAAAUUAUUCAGACUUUCUCACAGUUUUCUGCACUACAUCAUACAGUUUAUGGCUUAUUGAAAUUAGUAAGGUACUGUAAACCUGA